Messenger RNA from Trichosporon asahii var. asahii CBS 2479, 1830 nucleotides. RefSeq lists its product as uncharacterized. Lineage: Eukaryota; Fungi; Basidiomycota; Tremellomycetes; Trichosporonales; Trichosporonaceae. The transcript is spliced from 4 exons. The coding region runs from base 1 to 1830 and encodes 609 amino acids. The record is from RefSeq and is a predicted model, not a curated record.
AUGCCGAAAGCGAAGAAGAGCAAGGGCAAGGGCAAAGAGAGAGCCGUGAGCCCGGACGUCGACAGCCCCCGUUUCCGCGCCAAGCCGUACCGGUGGGACAAGCUCGGCGAGCCCAUCAGCAACGCGGACGGAUGGGCUAAGACGAACAAACGCGACAAGCAAAAGUCAGAUCUGAUGCUUAAGUGCACCCGCUCGCUCGACCCGACUCCCCUUGUAGUUGAACUCACGAAACAGGGGUAUUGCAACGUUGACAGGAAGUUGGCCAAGCGGUCUGGUCUGCCGACGCCACCGAACCAUACGCCCUCGGGCUCCCAGGCUUCGAUGUCUGUCUUCUCGGCAACCCCACCGAGCCAGGCUGGGACACACGCUUUGACACCAGACGCGACGCCAGGUGCGACACCGACCCCGACGCCACUUCCGCGCGUAAUCCUCAGGGCCCCCGGCUACACGCCUGUCAGGCCCUUGGAGCACGUGAGCCACAGUGAGGAGACAGAUGACGAUGCGAUGGAGGUUGAAGCGUCUGUCGCCCCGCGCACGCCGGUGCUGCCUCGGGGUACCGCUGAGCCUUCUCGUCAUCUCCCGCCACUCCAAUCUCUCAACCGAGGUGUUAGUCCCGAUCGUCGAGUUACCUCUCUACCCGCCAUCAGCCAGCCUGUCACUCCUGAGAACCGCUCAUUCCGUUCCCGUACCUCUGCCUACAGCCGCACACCUACUCCCGAGACCCCAUCUCCUCCCCGCCCCCAGAAACCUGCCAUUUCCGUCGUCACUGUGUUCUCCUCGCCUCCCGGCGCCACGCGAUUCGCUCACUUCCCCGGCGAGGAUUCAAUCCUCCUCCGACCCGGCGACGGCCGUGUCCCAUUCCUCAUCCCCUACGCACCGAAUGAAGACGAUGCGCGACUCGUGAAUCAGCUUGGACCUGAGCCGUGCGUCGCCUGCAGCCAUGAAGAUGUCCCCUCCGUGUUCGGUAACAUAUAUGUUCCUAAGCAGGGGUGGGGGAUCGUCGGCGCUCCGCCUUGUCUGCGAUGCGCAGCCGUCGGACGCACAUGUACCUGGCGGAUUCACAGCAGUGACGGAUUCUUCGCCACGUCGCGACUCAACUUUGUCGUCCUCGACAGUCCCGGAGUGACGGGCACAGGAGUCUUUGUGAAGGCUUCCGACAUUGAGGCGCACUCGCACGGCGAAAUUGCGGAAGCCUUGCACCGAGGGGAGGGUGAGGUGUUCGAAUCCGCGUGGUUCACUGUGCUCCCAACCCUUCUCAGUUUGUGGGAGCAGUACGAUCUCGGCGCACCGGAUGCCGACGCAAAGGCGCCACACUUCUGCACAGCCAACAUUCUGGCCGAGGACCGCCGGCCCCGUCCCCCGCUGGCUGAGGUGGUCGAAGCUCUCCGUGGUCGCGAGAUUUAUACUCCUGAUCUGGUCAGCGACAUCCUGCGCCGUCUCCCCUACACCGAGAAUGGCAUGGAGGCAGGUCUACUUCGGGCCGGGGACGAGUGGGGAGCUUGGAGUUUCACCCAUGGCGAAUUGUGCCUCUACCUCCGUGACACGCCUUCCCAUCGCCAGUGGGACUCAAGGGAGCUCGAGAAAGUCGAGUCUGUCGACAUGGCGCCUGCGAUGGUGCACGCUGUUGAGUGUGCUUUGAUCGGCACUGAGCUUCCAAAGAGUUGGGAGUGGGAUCACACGAAGCUCAUCCGCGAGCGGCACCGCUCGCUCCUUGCCGAUGACGCUGAGAGGGGCGCGGCGCUGUAUGAGCUCUUCCGCGCCGACUUGGGGGCUUGCGAGAUGGCGGUCCAGUUCGCCGCUCAGAGCCCCGGCAUUAUCCAGCUGAACUAG